Cryptomeria japonica (Japanese cedar) is the source of this 1500-nucleotide messenger RNA. RefSeq names its product CAX-interacting protein 4. NCBI's taxonomy places the organism in Eukaryota, Viridiplantae, Streptophyta, Pinopsida, Cupressales, Cupressaceae. The record is from RefSeq and is a predicted model, not a curated record. The transcript is spliced from 3 exons. Gene Ontology annotation, molecular function: zinc ion binding; nucleic acid binding. Bases 240 to 1235 code for a protein of 331 amino acids.
UAUCUUCAAAAACUUGCGAAGCAAACGGACAAACAUGUUAGGAGUAUAAUUGAGAUUCUCGAAAGCCAAAGCGUUUUGUUGUUUUGAAAUCUAAACAACCCAGAAAAUUGUCUUAAACAGAUAAAGAGAGUACCCUUAAUCUUCUGCUAAAUUUGGUGGCCUUAUCAGUCACAGGCUUGGGUUUUCUGCACAGAGAGCAGGGCAUUCAUUGAAGGAGCGGGUUCAAAAAAGAGAAGAAAAUGCCGGCCACGGCAGGAAGGGUGCGGAUGCCCGCAAACAAUAGGGUUCACAGCAGCGCAGCCCUUCAAACGCACGGCAUCUGGCAGAGCGCCAUCGGCUACGAUCCCUACGCCCCCAACCAGAUCGCCAGCACCCACAACGAGGCUUCUGCUCGUGAAACUGCUGGAGCCGCUGAAAACGACGGAGAGAAUGCCUACGACAGUUUCCAGGGCCUUCUCGCUCUUGCCCGGCUUACAGGCUCCAACAACGACGAAGCCCGUGGUUCAUGUAAAAAGUGCGGUAGAGUCGGGCAUCUGACCUUUCAGUGCCGAAAUUUCUUGAGCGUGAAGGAGGAUAUUGCUUUUCAGACGAUUCCUGAGAAGGAUGAUAAUAAUGGCGAUAAUAAUAAGAGCAUUAAAUUCGGUAGCAAGAACGCUGUGAGCUCGUCCGAGGAAAGUGAGGAGGAGAGUUCUGAGUUGACCGACAGCGAUGAAGAUUCUGAAAUGGAGCGGAUAAUUGCCAAGAGGUUUGGUAAGAAGAGCAAGUCCGGGGAGAAGAAAGAUAAUCAUAAAGAAAGAUCUAGGGUCUCCUUGAAGAAAUCCUCGGUACGAAAAUCAAAGCGUUCAAGGGUUUCUGAUUCUGAAGGCUCUGAAGAUGAUGACGCCAAGAGGAACAAGAGAAAGGGAAGGAGCAGGAGGAAGAAAUCCCGCAGCAGCAAGAGAAGUUCAAGGAAGGACUAUUCUGAUGAGUCGGAGGAUGAUCAGUCCCUUGAAUCUAGUGAAGAGGAGAGGAGGUACAGGAAGGAGAAGAGGAAGAAGAAUAAGAAAAGAAGGUCUCACUAUUCAACUGAUAGUGAUAGUGAUUCUGAAGCAGCAGUGAGGACAAAGAGGAAGAAGAGGCAUGGCAAAGAUGAAAGAAGCAGACGAAGGCAUGCCAACACAGAUGAUGAUGAGUCUGAGAGUGGAGAGGAUCGACUGCAGCACAAACGUGAUAAAAAGCACAGGUCAACAAAAUAGAGCAGAAGAUUUUCAUAAUUUAUGGUUCUGUUUGGCAUGGUAUAUAAAUUGAAGAAUAGUGUCUUCAUUCAAGCAAAGAGAAGCACAUCUGGCAGCACAGUAGGGGGAAAUCAUCACUGUGAGGGAAGGUGUUUGCAUUGAUUGUUAAACUGUAUUGCAGUCUAUCUUAUGAAUAGCUUGCAACUCUUUACAUGGCAUAGAAUAAAGAUUUAUGUAUAUUGCAGAAAACCUAGAAGUCACUUAUAAUAUUUGUAGAUUUUUAUCA